Molecule: messenger RNA, 743 nt
Organism: Bufo bufo (common toad)
Lineage: Eukaryota; Metazoa; Chordata; Amphibia; Anura; Bufonidae
Gene: GSKIP
Product: GSK3B interacting protein
Exons: 4
Coding region: 86-622 (178 amino acids)
Biological process (GO): regulation of canonical Wnt signaling pathway
Cellular component (GO): cytoplasm
Molecular function (GO): kinase regulator activity; protein kinase A binding
Source: RefSeq, a predicted model, not a curated record
CAUUGCAGUCCAGGGCACCUGCAGCGGCUCAAGUCCCCGCUGUUGCUGUUGUACAGUGUUUAUUAGGCGGCGCUCACGAGUCACAAUGCGGAGUGGAACCAAUGAGUCUGAUAGUGGAGCCAUUCUGUAUAUAGGAAGUGACGUCAUGGGUAACGGAUCACAUUACAGGAAGUGCCCUGAAUUGUACGCAGUUGACAGAACUGAGCAGAAAAUGGAAGUAGACUAUAAUCCUGUGGAGCUGCCGAUCAACACCGUCUAUGACAGUGAUUCCGAUCUGGAGGGGACAGACGUGAAGGACAUGAGGCUGGAAGCCGAAGCCGUGGUAAAUGACGUCCUGUUCGCCGUCACCAACAUGUUUGUCUCCAAGACUUUACCGUGCGCUGUGGACGUGGCCUACAUCAACGUGGAGAUAAAGGAGGGCGCCAAGUACUGCCUGGAGCUCACCGACGCCGGCCUGAGGGUGGUGGGCUUCGCGUUUGACCAGGUUGAUGAAAGCUGUCGCAGCCAGUACCAUGAGACCAUCUACUCCUUGCUGGACUCUCUCAGUCCUGCCUACCGGGAGGCAUUUGGGAACGCGCUGCUGCGGAGGCUGGAGGAGCUGAAAAGCGAUGGACAGUCCUGAUCAGGGGUCGUGCAGAUACUGAGCCGUUCAUGCAGGAUUUUGAUUUUAUUAUUUUUAAGCCCCUUCUAUCUUUUUAUUCACCUCUGCCCCCCCCCCCCCCAGCAAACAGUAUUUUAACAAA